AGUCUUCAGCCGCUGUGCACACCUGCCGCACAACUGCCUCACAGAGACCACAUUAUCGGGCGCUGUGAGAAGUUCUUGACACAGCUAGGCAACUCGUACUGCACUAUAUCCGCUUGUUUUUCUUUAAGAGAAGAUUGAUCUACCUACUGUCCGAAAACACAAUGCGCGAGUGCAUCUCCAUCCACGUGGGCCAGGCUGGCGUCCAGAUGGGCAACACCUGCUGGGAGCUGUACUGUCUGGAGCACGGCAUCCAGCCGGACGGUCAGAUGCCCAGCCACAAGCCCGUGGGCGGACACGACGACUCCUUCACCACCUUCUUCAGCGACACGGGAGCAGGGAAGUACGUUCCCCGGGCCAUCUUCGUAGACCUGGAGCCCACCGUCAUCGAUGAGGUUCGUACAGGAACUUACCGCCAGCUGUUCCACCCUGAGCAGAUGAUCUCCGGCAAGGAGGACGCUGCCAACAACUAUGCCCGUGGACACUACACCAUCGGCAAGGAGAUCAUCGAUGUGGUCCUGGACAGGACGCGCAAACUGGCGGACCAGUGUACUGGUCUCCAGGGCUUCCUGGUGUUCCACAGCUUCGGAGGAGGAACCGGAUCUGGUUUCACCUCACUUCUCAUGGAACGUUUGUCGGUCGAUUUUGGCAAGAAGUCCAAGCUGGAGUUUGCCAUCUACCCGGCUCCCCAGGUGUCCACCGCUGUGGUGGAGCCCUACAACUCCAUCCUGACCACCCACACCACCCUGGAGCACUCUGACUGUGCCUUCAUGGUAGAUAACGAGGCCAUCUAUGACAUCUGUCGCAGGAACCUUGAUAUCGAACGGCCCUCCUACACCAACCUCAACAGGCUCAUUAGCCAAAUUGUCUCCUCCAUCACUGCCUCCCUGCGCUUCGACGGAGCUCUGAAUGUGGACCUGACAGAGUUCCAGACCAACUUGGUGCCCUACCCCCGCAUCCACUUCCCUCUGGCCACCUAUGCCCCGGUCAUCUCUGCUGAGAAAGCCUAUCACGAGCAGCUGUCUGUGGCAGAGAUCACCAACGCCUGUUUUGAGCCUGCCAAUCAGAUGGUGAAGUGCGACCCUCGUCAUGGUAAAUACAUGGCCUGCUGUCUGCUGUACCGUGGUGACGUGGUGCCCAAAGACGUCAACUCUGCCAUCGCUGCCAUCAAGACCAAACGCACCAUCCAGUUUGUGGACUGGUGUCCCACCGGCUUCAAGGUGGGCAUCAACUACCAGCCCCCCACCGUGGUUCCUGGAGGAGACCUUGCCAAGGUGCAGAGGGCCGUGUGCAUGCUGAGCAACACCACCGCCAUCGCUGAGGCCUGGGCCAGGCUGGACCACAAGUUUGACCUGAUGUAUGCCAAGCGGGCCUUCGUGCACUGGUACGUGGGAGAGGGCAUGGAGGAGGGGGAGUUCUCCGAGGCCAGAGAAGACAUGGCCGCCCUGGAGAAGGAUUACGAAGAGGUGGGCAUCGACUCGUUUGAAGAAGAUGAGGAGGGAGAGGAGUACUGAAGAGCUCCGUGCUUUCUCUCGUUACUUCUCCUGGGGUUUCUCUUAACAACUGUGUUUUAUGAUUUGCCAAAUCUGUACUUCGUGGGCUUCCUGUUAGUAAAAUGGAAUUAUUUGUGUCUUCUUCUCUGAAGGAACUUAUGUGUGUCUGAAUAAACCCCAAGGUAUCUGCAUCAACAUCAGUGUUGUAAAUCUUCCAGAAUCAUUACUUUCCCUUGUUUUUAUAUACUAUUUUCUGACCUAUGUUGUAUUUAAGGCUGACACUGUCCAGCAACCUUUCCUUUUUUGUAAGAGUGCCCCGCGGUCGGUUGUCAGGAUGCACAAUUAAAAAACUCACUAUUAAAACUA
Molecule: messenger RNA, 1856 nt
Organism: Hypomesus transpacificus
Lineage: Eukaryota; Metazoa; Chordata; Actinopteri; Osmeriformes; Osmeridae
Product: tubulin alpha chain-like
Exons: 4
Coding region: 162-1511 (449 amino acids)
Biological process (GO): microtubule cytoskeleton organization; mitotic cell cycle
Cellular component (GO): cytoplasm; microtubule
Molecular function (GO): structural constituent of cytoskeleton; GTP binding
Source: RefSeq, a predicted model, not a curated record